This is a messenger RNA of Nilaparvata lugens (brown planthopper), 1907 nucleotides long. RefSeq lists its product as uncharacterized. The record is from RefSeq and is a predicted model, not a curated record. NCBI's taxonomy places the organism in Eukaryota, Metazoa, Arthropoda, Insecta, Hemiptera, Delphacidae. The transcript is spliced from 5 exons. The coding region runs from base 417 to 1907 and encodes 496 amino acids. Gene Ontology annotation, biological process: mitotic cell cycle.
GAAACAUAACCUUUAAAAUUCAAAAGAAAUCCUUGUAUCCUUGUUUGUUUCUGAUUUCUUUAUUUGCUUUGUGUUUGUGAUGUCCAAAUGUGAAUGUUGUAAGUUAUUAGAAGAUGAAUUCAAAAACCAAAAAUGUUCCACAUAUUAACAGAGUACAGUAAAUAUAAUAUUAUGUGUAACUGCAGUUGUAAAUAUAAUGUUAUGUGAUCGAUGUUGAAGAUUUUCUACAAGGUGGACGUUUUGUUUAGAAUGUGAUAUAGUUCCGUGCAUUUUAUUUUCAUUAGUCACACAAAUAUGUAUUUAGCUAUAAGACUGUUCUGAUAUUUAAAAUAUGAAACAGUAUAUCAUGAAAACUCAAAAAAGUAAUAAACUCACCAAAGCUUAAUAAUAUAGCGGUUCUUACACUUCCCUAUAACAUGGAGGGUAGGAGAGAUAUCAGCUUCGAAGGUGAUGUUGAUGAUUUUAGUUUGAGGUAUGAAGAUAGUGGAAAGAACUCUAGUCAUGAAUGCUCUAAUAGAAACCAUAAAUCUCUUGUCAUAGAAAACAUGCCAGACACUGAAAAGCAUACAAAAGAUGUUAGUCGUAAAAAACCACAACUGAAUCAGUCAAUAGAGCACGAAACAUCUAAUCCAAACAUAUCAAUAUGUACUCCACAAAGAGAUGAUUUAUCAACUAGUGUCCGAAAAAGUUUAAUUAAAGGUUGUACUGAAUCGAAUCUAUCCUAUUAUACUCCUAAGCGCACUUCAGUCGUUACUCCAACAGCAAAACUAUACUCAGUUUACAAAGCUUGUCUUACCGGCGAAAAAGAUUUCUAUGAACUAAUGAAGAAAAAAGAUAAAUCUUCUGCCUCAAAUAAAAAAUCUUCAGAUUUGCGUGAAAAUUGGACUCCUAAGGUUAUACAGAAGUCAAACUCAAAAAUUAAUUUAAUUAAAGAAUUAAAUACGCGUGCCGAACAACUCUAUCUUUUAAGUGAUGAUGAAACACCCACAAAAAAGACUGGUAAAAUUAGAAGAUCUAAAGACUCAGACUUAUUUAGCAGUGAUGACUCAACAUUUCAUCCAGCUUUUUCGUCUACAAAAUUCAUUCUGGAUCGAGAUUUGGCCAGCUCUAAAACUCCGGUAUCUAAAAUGGAAAAUAGUUCCGUACUAAGUGGAAUCAAAAAGCUGAGGACGCCCGGUCGACAACCUCCUGCCCAACUAAAAGAUACUUUCAAAGUUCCCAACAUUGUUAAACAACCAGUCGUUCAAGAUGAGGAUGAUAUACCUUGCACUCAACCUGUCAUCGAAGUUAUAAUGCGUGGUGUGGUGGCUUAUGUUGAAGUGCGUGGACAUGAUGAUGGACAAGACUAUUCUGGUUGUGUCAAAGCUCAACUCAAAGAAAUGGGAGCCGUCAUCUCGAAUACGUUUACUAAAAAGGUGACUCAUGUUGUUUUCAAAUCGGGCCGACUAUCUACUUACAAGAAAGCCAGAUUGUGGGGAGUGAAAAUGGUGUGUGUGAUGUGGAUCGAAGCAUGCAAAGAAGCCCAGUGUCAGGUACCAGUGGCUGGAUUCACACCAUCCAAGAGCGACUACUACAAUCAGAAAAUUCUUGAUGAGAUUCAAAAUAAAGAAGGAUCAAGCACGAAACGAAGAAUGACAAGAGCUAGAAAACCAAGAGAGGUGAAGAAGAAAUUGAAUCUUGAGCCUCCCCCUGUCUCCAACGAGAUAGAUUUAUUCCUGAAUGAACCUGAGACGAAGAAACGAGUUCCACAGUCGGCAGGCAGUCACAUGAAAAGACCUGUUAUAGACCACCGUACGAUGCCUAGGCACACUCAACACAGACAAACUAUUUCUAGUUCCACCUCUCCCAACCUCUCCCAGAAAUCUAAAUUUAAAACUCAAAUAAUCAGGGCUCUUAUUGGCGAUUAG